This is a messenger RNA of Osmerus eperlanus (European smelt), 3953 nucleotides long. It is a transcript of the gene pbx1a, whose product is annotated as pre-B-cell leukemia homeobox 1a. The transcript has 9 exons. The coding region runs from base 450 to 1736 and encodes 428 amino acids. The record is from RefSeq and is a predicted model, not a curated record. Gene Ontology annotation, molecular function: RNA polymerase II cis-regulatory region sequence-specific DNA binding; DNA-binding transcription factor activity, RNA polymerase II-specific. Gene Ontology annotation, cellular component: nucleus. NCBI's taxonomy places the organism in Eukaryota, Metazoa, Chordata, Actinopteri, Osmeriformes, Osmeridae. Gene Ontology annotation, biological process: regulation of transcription by RNA polymerase II; brain development; neuron development.
AGCGAAACAAUAACAGUUGUGGUGAGACUUUAUAUCUCAGCUCUAGGGCAAGUAGUUACAGGUUGGGUUUAUCAAGCUUUCGAGGAAAUUCGACAUUUCCUCUGACCCGUUGUGUCCAAGCCACUUUUAAUGAGAUUAGGUCCCUUUAGUAUAGAAUCUUUUUUUUCUACAGUAGCCUAGCUGUGCAGGAGUGGCCAGAUCCAAAAGCAGCUUUUCAGAUCAGAUUUCACAUAAACCAGCUGGGAGAGAGAACGGGAGGGCUGUCAUUCUCCUUCCUCUCCGAUCCAGAAGAGCUCAUAUAGGGGAAAAGAGAGGGAGAAGCAGUGUGAGGGCGAAAGAGUGGAAGAGAAGGCAGGAGGAUCCAAAGGAAUUUCCAAGGAUAUUUCUUCUGUCGCCGUUCAGGAAAAAGUGUUUGUCAGUUGGGGGCGAGGCAAAGACCGUGGUCAAGGAUGGACGAGCAACCUAGGUUGAUGCACUCCCACGGACUGGGGAUGGCCGGACACCCUGGCCUGGCGCAGCAUAUGCAGGAUGGCACUGGAGGGACAGACGGAGAGGGAAGGAAGCAGGACAUCGGAGACAUAUUACAGCAAAUAAUGACCAUUACAGACCAAAGCCUGGACGAAGCGCAGGCCAGGAAACAUGCACUGAAUUGUCACAGGAUGAAACCGGCACUCUUCAAUGUCUUGUGUGAAAUUAAAGAGAAAACAGUGCUCAGUAUCCGUGGCGCCCAAGAGGAGGAGCCGCCAGACGCCCAGCUCAUGCGAUUGGACAACAUGCUCCUGGCAGAGGGUGUGUCGGGACCAGAGAAAGGGGGUGGCUCUGCGGCGGCCGCAGCAGCUGCAGCAGCAGCAGGAGGCGUGGGGCCGGACAACUCAGCCGAACACUCAGAUUACCGGGCCAAACUGACCCAGAUUAGGCAGAUAUACCACACAGAGCUGGAGAAGUACGAACAGGCCUGUAACGAGUUCACUACCCAUGUGAUGAACCUGCUGAGGGAGCAGUCUCGGACACGUCCCAUCUCGCCCAAGGAGAUCGAGCGCAUGGUGGGCAUCAUCCACCGCAAAUUCUCCUCCAUCCAGAUGCAGCUGAAGCAGAGCACCUGCGAGGCCGUCAUGAUCCUGCGCUCCAGAUUCCUUGACGCCAGACGGAAGAGGAGGAACUUCAAUAAGCAGGCAACGGAGAUCCUGAAUGAGUACUUCUACUCUCACCUCAGUAACCCCUACCCCAGUGAGGAGGCCAAGGAGGAGCUGGCCAAGAAGUGCAGCAUCACAGUCUCCCAGGUAUCCAACUGGUUUGGUAACAAGAGAAUCCGAUACAAGAAGAACAUUGGUAAAUUUCAGGAGGAGGCCAACAUGUACGCAGCAAAGACGGCUGUGAGUGCAACGAGCGUGUCUGCUCAAGGCAGCCAGGCCAACUCACCCUCGACCCCCAACUCAGCAGGUUCUGCUGGCUCUUUUAACAUGUCCAAUUCCGGAGACUUGUUCAUGAGUGUGCAGUCUCUCAAUGGGGACUCGUACCAGGGGGGGCAGGUGGGAGCCAACAUUCAGUCCCAGGUGGAUACUCUUCGCCAUGUUAUCAGCCAGACAGGAGGAUACAGUGACAGCCUUGCUGCCAACCAGCUGUACAGUCCACAGGGCAUCAACACAAACGGUGGCUGGCAGGAUGCCCCAACCCCCUCGUCAGUGACCUCACCCACAGAAGGACCCGGAAGUGUUCAUUCGGACACCUCCAACUAAAUAUUUCACAUUUCUAAAUCAUACCCCACAACAAUGAACUGGCUUUGCCAAUCACAGUGUUAAAGAUGUACAGAGCCUAAUCUACAGAAUCUUCUAGUUGGGAGGGGUGCUGCAGGAUCCUAACUUACAACCUUACAACCUUUCUUAAGCUGCUGAUGGACAUUUGGGAUACAUUCAGCAUCUUUCAGAAUAAAAAAAAAGAUAAAAACAACAACAAAAAGGAAUAGCAAUGAUGUUUGUACAGACUUCACAAGAUGUUCAGAGAGUAAGGAUUACAUAGAUAUUUACCUGAUAAGAUAAAAUCCAUAAAACUUUGAUUGACAAAUGCUUUAUUCUACCUCUCUGGCAACUAAAAGGUAAAUUGUCAGAAUGUUAUUUGUUUGGAAAUAACAUAUUUGUGAGCAAGAGGCUCCCCAUCAUGAUUGAUUUUGCAGUCUUUUCCCUAUUCAAUUGUAUGUCAUAUAGAUGUGGCUCCCCUGUUUACAGUGUGUGCUUGUAAAACUUGCUUUUGCCCUCUACAACAAGGAAGACUCAAAUUAAACUUUUUAGUGUUUUCCUACUGCCCCAAACCUAAUGGAAGACGCAGGUCCACCUGGUGCAUACAGCGUGACUAGCACUGGUUGCAGGACAUUUGCAACAUAUUGAUACGAGGUGGCCAAAUUAUGUAAUGGAAAUUGACCUUCCACAGUCGGUGUUUGUCUUCCUGGUUUAGCUCUUGUAAGCUCACCUUCCCUCUAUAACCUAUCAAAAUGUGUGUGUCUGCCGUGGAUUCCAGGAGGGCCUGGAAACCUUCUGUCCAACCUGUUGUCUGUUGAGGGCUUGUGAACUUGAGGGAAUAUUUGAUCUUUCGUCUCCCCCAGAAAGGUAAACCUGUGAAAUAUGUCAUGUGUAAAACUAAAAUAAAUACCUGUCAUCAACAAUCCAGAUGAGCUCGAUUCAAAUCAUUCAUUGGGACGAGAGUACAAACAGGGUUUAAGUCUCAUGCUCUGGUUGGGUGCUGCAGCCAAUAACAGUAGAGUAAAUGGUGAGGGUGGCGGAAUCAUAAAGUCUUUAUUGUAUUAUCUCAUGUAAUUUCCUCGCUUGACCUCUCACUUCACAUUUGUUUAGCUUUGUGCUUCUGCACUUGUAUAACCCAUUCUAAAUUGUCCAAGACUAAAUCAUGUUGAUCUUCAAUUUUAUCAAACUUUGAAGCGGCUGAUCCAACCACCCCUUCACAAAAACUGAGAUUCGACAGUGCAGUAAAAGCAACUAGAUUAUUACAAGUUUGUAUUUUCUCACAGACUGCAAUUUUAGAAAGGCAGAUACUUUUCAAUAUUGCCAAAUGUAGCUAUAAACCAAAACACAGUUUGACAUGUCCAUCCAAAGUUUAUUUUAUCACAGUGCCAUUCAUGUUAAUCCACUCCUGUAUGUUUCAUCACUCAUCAUAAUGAUGUUGCUGUAUAGCUCUUGAAAAAUAGGAGCCAUCUGAACUAUGUCUAAUUGAACAAUAUUGUUGAACUGUCCGGUAGAAAAAUAAUUUCAGCAGAAAAAUGUCUUUCAAGGUUCUGUUUAACUAAGUUUGUUUUUCAGUACAUUAAAUCAGAAUCCAUUUAAACAGGGAAGUCGUUAUGAUAAUAUAAUUUCAACAGUAACACUUGCUCUAUUAAGCAGAUAACAGGUAACACCAGGUCUGAACUUUAGGCCAGGAGAUGGUUUUUGCUCUAUCGAUUAAGAAUAAUUUUCUCAAUAUGUAUUCUAAUUCCCCCUUUGUGACAACACAAUGCUUUUCAAUACUUUUCACAAUAGAGCGAUAACUCCCAACAGCCAGUUGUAAUGGUAUUUAUUCAUUUUAGUUAAUUUUAUUAACAUUAGUUUCCUGUAACAUGCUUGAGUUACUGGUAUUGGUAUCAAAAACAAAAGGAAAUUCAGACUUUUCAAUUGAUUAUUAUCCAUAUUUAGAAACCAUUCUAAACGCUAACAACCAUAAUAUGGAACAAAAAAGGGAAAUUCAUUUGUCAGGAAUCUUUUUCACAUUUUACACCAUUUUUAUAUUGUUGUGUGGGAUAUAUGUUUUAGUGUAUUUUCUUUUCUAUUGUAUGCUACUGUUGUAUACUUGCUUUCCCACCUAUGUGAAUUCAUUCAUGUUCUUAGCUCAUGUGUUUAUGUGCACCAUAGUGCUUGACUUGCUUUGUUGAAAAAGGGAUUAAAAUGCGAUCUAAUACAACACAACCAAGAAGU